This is a messenger RNA of Lindgomyces ingoldianus, 2192 nucleotides long. RefSeq lists its product as uncharacterized. Gene Ontology annotation, cellular component: nucleus. NCBI's taxonomy places the organism in Eukaryota, Fungi, Ascomycota, Dothideomycetes, Pleosporales, Lindgomycetaceae. Gene Ontology annotation, molecular function: DNA-binding transcription factor activity, RNA polymerase II-specific; zinc ion binding; DNA binding. The coding region runs from base 90 to 2192 and encodes 700 amino acids. The record is from RefSeq and is a predicted model, not a curated record. The transcript is spliced from 4 exons. Gene Ontology annotation, biological process: DNA-templated transcription; regulation of DNA-templated transcription.
AUUUGAGGCAUGGACGGCUUCUCGAGUUUCCUAUAACUGUACGCUCUCCUUAUCCCAUCCAUGCUUCCCUCAAUUCCUAGAGCCAUAACAUGAGCGCUAGUCGCCGCAACGGAAAACCCGCCUCAUGCGAGCCAUGUCGAAAGAACAAGACUCGAUGUGACCAUGCGUUUCCGAAAUGCGACCGAUGUCGCCAACGCGGGAUAUCGGAGAAAUGUUUCUAUCAUCCCGCUCCGCUGACAAAACCUCGAGGAACCCCGGGUGCUGAUUCUUCAGCUGAUUCGCCGAAACAGAAGAGAAGGCAGCUGAAUGCUGAAGCUCGAAACUCGCAAUUCCCUCUGACUGGGAAUGGAGCAAUUCUCACCUCCCGAUCUCAGGAUGAGUGCUUUGUUGACUCUGUAGCAGCCCAGACCUAUUGCCCUGGGUACCUAGGGCCGACCAGUUAUGCCGCCAUUCUCCCAAAAGAAGAUGAGUCUUCGCAUUCGGGCGCCCGUCAAGCUUCUAUUGACUCCGACGAUUCAAAUCAUGAGCUGGCUUACCAACACCCUCUCACAAAGACAAUGCGUGUGCAAUUAGCGAAUAAUGUGUUGAGAAGCCUGCGCAACUACCGACUGAUUCAAGAUCUUAUCCUUCUUUAUUGUGAAAAUAACCAGGCAGGUGUUGUUGCUGCACCCUUGUAUGCAAAUGCGGUCAAUGCACUUAACAACACCGUCGAAAACUACAACCUCACAGAUUCUUCACCGGAUCCUCGACUGGUCUCAAUAGUUUUAGAAAACACAAGCCAGCCACUUAACAUAGGACCUUCAACCCAAGCUAGUGAGUUUCACGGAAUGAUCACAGGCGAUAAUCUACGUCUCGAAAUUAUUGGACUCUUGCUUGCCUCCGCCGCUCGCUCGAUGAUGUUUGGUCUGGGGCCUGACAGCUGGAGCGACAAUAGUCGACGUGAACUCCGACCUCAACUCUUGGAUGAGAUGCUUCGAUCUAGUACCACAUGCCUUGUUCUCUGCACCUUAAUCAGCCCAGCGAAUGAUGUUAUGAUCUGGAUGUUUUACGAGAACCUUUUACUCACGUGCGUGCAUUGCGGUUACACUAGCCCCCAGUCCUGGCGUCGGUUAGGCGAGCUGUCAACACAGAUAUACGCCUUAGGCAUCCACAAAGAAUCUAAUUGCUCCAAUCUCCCCCUCUUCAUCCUCGAAACACGCCGCCGACUAUUCUGCGCUGCAUACAGCAUGGACAAAACUAUCUCCACCUUCCUCGGCCGACCUCCAAGGCUUAGCAAUCGCCACACCGACAUCAAACCCCCACUCGACCUCUCCGACAUGGACCUAACCGCCGACUUAACCACGGCUUCCGCCGCUAUAAAAGCUCUCGAUCCCGGCGGCUGGAACCAACACCACCUAUACCUCCGAACCUCCUGGAUCCGGCUCCGCUUUUACAUGAGCCAAUACCGGGAAGAAAUUCUAGACUUCGCGCUCUCAAAACCCGACGCCGGGGUCCAACAACAACUCCUCGAUAUCUCAAUCCGGUGUCGCCAAUCAUGGGACCGUUUACCUCCGCAUUUGCGCUACUACCCCACCUGCUGGGACGAUUCCCUCCCAUAUGGCGUGUGUCUCAUGCUUGUCAUUGUAUACCUCACAUACUUAUACAACGAAUUCCUGGUCCACAAACUACUCGACCGUACGCCUCUGACCUCUAACACCCCACUGUUACUCGUGAGUAUGGAUCUGCUAUCCACGGCGCUAACACUCGCCACGGUUCGCGAUCGUACGUACGAAAUCUUGUUGUACGGGAUUCCGAGCGGAAGCGUGUUGGUUACUGCACUCCAGGAACAACACCAGACGGGCCAGGCUUUUCCGACGUCGAUCUCGCGCUCGGAGAUUAUAAGGACGCUGUCGGUAUUGAUUUCACAUUUGGAGUCUGUGGCGAAGCCGGGAGAUGGGAAUUAUAGUCUUUGUCGGAAAGCGAUGAAGGCUUUCACCCGGGUCAUCGACGCGGUCUUGGACCCAAAGCCGGCGGCUGAGGUGCCUGCUACUAAUGCGAAUACAGGAGAAGAAAUAGAGGGCGAUUUCGACUUUGAGAUGGACUUGAGUUUGUUUCAGGCUCCAGGACUGGAGGGGUAUGAUGGGAUGGAUUUAGUUGGUGGUGGAAUGUAUGAUGGGGCGGAUUGGGGGGCUAUUGGACAGCGGGCUUUUUGA